AUGGGUCCUCUCUGUGUACAGCAGGCGCAGCCUGUCCUGGAUGGCAGCGGGGAGAGUGUGUGCGGGAGUCACAGGCUAUCUCAGAUCCCCUUCCAGAUCCUGAGAGGACACGGAGGUGCGGUGAGCAGCUGUCACUUCUGCUGCCAGGAUACAAAACUUCUAACGUGCUCACAUGACCAAACCGCAAAACUCUGGGAUCUUUCUACCAACACUUCCAUCCGUGACUAUGGAGGAGAGCACACGGCUCCUAUUUCACAGUGCAGCCCAACACGAGAUGACAGAAGAAUGGUCACAUCAUCCUAUGACAAAACCGUCAAGUUCUGGGAUCUGGAGACUGGGAAAGUUCUGUGGUCGGUGAGCUUGGACGGUCUGGUGACAUCCUGUAAUGUUUCGGGUGACGGAAAGCUUGUGGUAUGCAGUGUGGAUGUGGACAAUGCAAUGUGCAUCAUCGACUCUGCCAGCGCCUCCAAAGUUCUCCAUAUUAAAGACCAGCACACAUCCACCAUAACCCGAUGCUGCUUUGACCCCGAGAGCCAGAGGAUUUGUUCAGUGUCAUCAGACAGAGCCGUAAAACUAUGGGAUGUGAUCGCCCAGCGUACCACCCUCAAAAUAAACGGGGCGCACGGCAACGUUAUUUCAGACUGCGGCUUCAGUAACAACGGACGCCUAAUCUGCACGGCCUCCUGGGAUAAGAGUAUAAAACUCUGGGAUGUGAACGGCGGAGAGUACCGCCGCCGAGCACCAGAUACCCUCCACGCACACAGCGGAUCUGUCAGCUCCUGUGCAUUUUCGGAAGACGGCUCCACCCUGGUAUCCGGGGGAUACGACAGAACCAUCGUUGUGUGGGAUGUGAAUUCGGCGUGCAAGAAGCUCGUCCUUAAGGGUCACACGGAUUGGGUGCUGGACGUGGCGAUGAGCACCAAUCAGAAAUGGAUUCUGUCUGCGUCAAAGGACUCUACGCUAAGACUGUGGAAUAUAGAGAACUGCGAGGAGAUCCCGGCCGUGAUCCAGAACAAGAAGGCGAUUGGUCCUCGGCCUGCCCAGUGUGAAGAAUGCCAGAAGCCUUUUCCCAUCAUGCACUGGGACAAUGCCAACGUCAUCCGCAGGUGUGUUUUUUGUCGCCUUUUUAAACCCUCCAGAGACAUAAUUCACCCCGAACCUCCGACCGACCCUACAACAAUGGAAUAA
Messenger RNA from Nanorana parkeri, 1188 nucleotides. RefSeq names its product WD repeat domain 88 (gene WDR88). The record is from RefSeq and is a predicted model, not a curated record. The transcript is spliced from 11 exons. Bases 1 to 1188 code for a protein of 395 amino acids. Lineage: Eukaryota; Metazoa; Chordata; Amphibia; Anura; Dicroglossidae. Gene Ontology annotation, molecular function: protein binding.